This is a messenger RNA of Emericellopsis atlantica, 2404 nucleotides long. RefSeq lists its product as uncharacterized. The transcript has a single exon. Lineage: Eukaryota; Fungi; Ascomycota; Sordariomycetes; Hypocreales; Bionectriaceae. The record is from RefSeq and is a predicted model, not a curated record. Bases 285 to 2087 code for a protein of 600 amino acids.
CGAUCUGCAGUGAUCCUUGCCUGUUGUAGGUCGUGAUCGAAAGAUCGAGCUGGCGUGGACUUGCGUCUUGGAGCAAUGACGACAUGGCACGAUGAUGGAUUCAAGUUGGCACGAAAAGAAAUGUAGGUGAAAUUACACAUAAUUCUUAAUCCCGGCCUUGGGGUGAACCAAACCCGUGGAAAGUGUGAAACUGGCGCAAUGAAUUCAACGAAUCUGUUGAGUUGAUGGAACCGCGCCCAACAGGUGUUGGAUAUAUACGGAGUACAGGGUACUUUUCCUAAUGCAUGUACUUGUAUAAACUUCUCUCCGUCAGCAACUCGUCCCUGCGGUACGUCAGGCGAGAGAACGAUAGAACCGCCCUUUGCCAACCCCUAUCUGCCCUUUUGCAGCGAUGCCUACCCUGGACGCCCUCCCGUCUGUCGUCCUGGACCGCAUGUGCGACGACCUCCGGAUCGAUCCAUUUGACCGCCGGCGACCCUGCGGCUUUCGAUCCCCUGGUCGACUUGGUUUGUAGACUGCCAGCCUUAUUAGAUCUAGCAUGGUGUUUACCCAUGCGAGUGCCCCCGGCUUUGGUCCGUAUAUCGCCACCCCAAGGCCGCUUUCGGCUCCAGGUUGAAAUGUUUGAUCUUCGCAGCCUACACGUCCCGAUAGGGCAGCAGCCUCGGGACGAGGACAUGGACGCGGAAGACUAUGCACUUCUCACGGCUCCGCGUCUGCAUCGGAUCGGAUGUCCUGACCUAUGGGAAUUCGAUAUCUACGGCAACUGGAACUAUAACGAGGAGGCCAUUGCGCAAGCACUGGUAUCUCCUCAGGCUAGGUCCCGAGUGGAACAUAUCCUAGUCGAGUACAGGGAACCAGGUGACGCGCUAGGGACACGAGACGCCCUCCAAGCUAGUCGAGCUAGCUGGCCUGGCUUAUUCCUAUUGUCGAGCUCGGACUCGAGGUCUCACGGCGAUAGGUCUUUCCCGGCGUCUAAGAGACCGCUGAAAACCCUGUCACUUGAUAACAACCGCGGAAUGACGUUGCAGAUUCUCGAGCGGUGGGACGAGGUCGUCGACUUGUCCGCUCUACUACACUUAGACCUCGGGCUCGUCAGACCCGAACUGGUACCAACCUUGCGUAAUAUGGCCGGGAUAGGAGCGCUUGCUUCUCUUCAGACCUUGAAGCUCACGCUGGACCUCUUUGAGAACGACGACCCGCGUGGAACCACUAAGGACCUAUGCUCUGUCAUUAAGGCUCUCCGCCCGCUGCGCAGUCUGCACCUUGGACGCACCAACUCACGCGCUAUCUUUGACGCCCUGCUUGGGGCACAUGGACCGCACCUGCGCGAGCUCAGCCUUGAUGAGCCAAUAGUGCUCACCUCGCAGAACGCGCACCGCCUCGCUAAGGUAUGUAGUCGCCUUCGCGAGCUUAACGUGACGAUACGACGAUCAGGCGGCGACGAGAGCGAAGUCGCAUUCUAUAAGGCCCUAGGCCACCUAAGCCGACUCGAAUCAGUCUCUAUUACCUUAGACUGCACCCGACCUGAUAGUGAUAUCACUGGUCUGAUUAAGUCCGGGGAGUUCUCGACCGAUAAGUACGAUCGCGAGACUAGCAUACGACUCGUGCAAGACGCCCUCGUCAACGUCGCUAUAGACGAGGAUCUAGCUCGCUCAAUCUUCCUCGCUAUCGCCCGGACCCAGAAGCGCCGGGCCGAUGAAAUAGGGUUGCGUCAGUUUAUGCUACGGCGCGUUGUCGUGGAAUGUCCGGACUCUAACCUAUUUGACUCGCACUCGGAAUUCUCGACUCUGCUACAAUGGCUCCGUGGCCAUUGGGUCUGCGAAUCAUCGGUCGGUCUUGGGGAUCCCGACUGUAUCUUUAACCCAGGGGGCCAGGCGCGCACGAUAGUGACGGCUCGUGACAAAGGCGCGCAGCGCAAGACGCAGUACGAAGACUGGCUGUUUGCGUACUUGGAUGAGAUCGAUCCGCUGGUGGAAGACGCGUGGCUGCGGCUUUGGCCAUGCGAGCACGGUGAGUGGAAACGGUCAUGGAAGGGUCGGCCUCUCGCCAGCAAUGCUUCCUACAGCUCAGGCCCAUGCGAUUCAUGAGCAUGGAAAAGCGGGAGGCGACAUGUCUAGUAAUGAACCCAUAUAAGGGACCACCCAGCACGUGCGGAUCCUUGAGUGUGACAUGACAGUCAUGGAUGGCCGAUCACUUCUUCAACGCAUGCCCUUUGCAACUAGAUUGUCUAGUUCAAUGUAGCCCCGUUCAGCAGCAUCCGGCCACAGCUGUCGACAGCGCGACAGUCAUGAAGAGGGCUGACCACGACUGGCAAUAUAUUGCUGGCGCUCCACACCCCAAGUUAGAAUGACUAUCGACAGCGGGGCUGCCUUCUUUUCCCCCUAUAACCAAACAUCUAGGUCGA